This is a messenger RNA of Saprolegnia parasitica CBS 223.65, 929 nucleotides long. RefSeq lists its product as hypothetical. NCBI's taxonomy places the organism in Eukaryota, Oomycota, Saprolegniomycetes, Saprolegniales, Saprolegniaceae. Gene Ontology annotation, molecular function: glutaminase activity. The transcript has 5 exons. The coding region runs from base 35 to 748 and encodes 237 amino acids. Gene Ontology annotation, biological process: pyridoxine metabolic process; pyridoxal 5'-phosphate biosynthetic process. The record is from RefSeq and is a predicted model, not a curated record. Gene Ontology annotation, cellular component: glutaminase complex; cytosol.
CCGAGCAACCAGUUCCCAACUUCACUCGUUGACCAUGGUCAAGAUCGGUGUCCUCGCGCUGCAAGGCGCCUUCGAAGAGCACGUCGACAUGCUAAAGGCUGUCGGCGCUGACGCUGUCCAAGUCCGCCUCCCGUCGGAGCUCGAAGGCCUUGAUGCGCUCGUCUUUCCCGGCGGCGAAUCCACGGCCAUCGCCAAGGUCGCCGAGCGCUGGGGCAUGAUUGAGCCGCUCAAGCAAUGGGUACACGACAAGAAGCCGAUCUGGGGCACGUGCGCCGGUAUGAUUUUGCUCGCGCAGUCGGCGCGCCACGCCAAGCAGGGUGGCCAAGCUCUCAUUGGUGGUCUCGACGUCGAAGUCUCGCGCAACUUUUUCGGUGCGCAAAUCCGCAGCUUUGAGCAGCACAUUCGCGGCCCGCCCGGCUAUGACGAGGCGACGCCGUACAACGCCGUCUUCAUCCGCGCACCGGCCAUCGUCUCUGUCGGCGAAGAAAUCGAAAUCUUGUCGCAGAUCAAGAACGCGUCGCCGGCCGACGGCUCGGACCCGACGGACGUCAUUGUCGCGGCCCGCAAGGACAACAUUCUCGUCACUGCCUUCCACCCCGAGCUCACGACCGACACGCGCUGGCACCGGUACUUUGUCGAAGCCAUCGUGCAGCACAAGCAAAAAACUCGGUUCUUUGUGAGUUUCUCAGUGUUGAGAACGCCCACGGUCGAGCCAGGAGAAAAUACGACAAAAAUACGAGGUGCGUGACACAGUACUCGAUGCACUGCGUGCUCUUUACAAGAGAAUCCUCCUGGCCCUAAAUGCCUUGCAACUCCGUACCCCUCACAUUGCUUCGUAUGGCGAAACCCCGCAUAAUCCAGACAGCAGCGACGGCUUGGUUGUCCACUAUAUUGCUUUGCGCUUGAACAGUGCCGUCUGAACACCACUC